Molecule: messenger RNA, 2955 nt
Organism: Schistosoma intercalatum
Lineage: Eukaryota; Metazoa; Platyhelminthes; Trematoda; Strigeidida; Schistosomatidae
Source: the annotation of a GenBank genome assembly
AUGUACCGAGAUUACGGCCUGGCGCAAACUCCGUUUAUUGAUAAGUUAGAGACUCUUAAUCAAACAACAAUUCCAGAAAUACCUGUGUACAAACCUACAGUUGCAGAAUUUGAAGACUUCAGCAAAUGUAUUUCCAUGAUAGAGUCCCUCGGUGCUCAUCAUGUAGGGCUUUGCAAAGUAAUACCACCUUCAAAUUGGGUUGGGCGUCGCAAAGGUUAUGAUAAUAUUGAUGAAUGUUUGGUAGAAAAACCUAUAUGUCAAAGCACAUAUGGUGGACGUGGUAUAUAUUUUCAGGAUAUUUCACCCAGAAAAAGUCUCAAAUUCAGUGACUUUAAAAAUAUUGCUUUAUCAAGUAUAUAUUGCACCCCUAAGUACAGGGACUACGAUCACCUUGAAAGAAAAUACUGGUCGUCGAUAGGCACAAGUCGUCCACUGUAUGGGGCUAAUGUCAGUGGAACUUUGAUGGAUAUUGACCAGCAUAUUUGGAACAUUGCAAAACUCGACUCAGUACUAAGUCGGGUUUUCGAAGAAGAGGGUGUACAAAUACCAGGUGUGAAUACUCCAUAUUUGUAUUAUGGAAUGUGGCGAUCUACGUUUCCGUGGCAUGUUGAAGAUGUAGACUUAUACUCUAUAAACUACCUGCAUUACGGUCUUCCAAAGUGCUGGUACGUCAUACCUCCAGCUUUUGCGCGUAAAUUUGAAUCCUUUGUUUCCGAAUAUUUUAGGUCGGAAUUCUUGAAAUGCCAUUGUUUCUUAAGGCAUAAAUGCGUUUUAAUUAGUCCUACAGUUCUUUCCCAAUCUGGAAUCCCAACUAAGAAAAUUUUACAACACGAAGGUGAAUUUAUGAUAACUUUUCCUUAUGCUUAUCAUUCCGGUUUCAAUAUGGGUUUAAACAUUGCUGAAUCAACAAAUUUUGCACUUACUAGGUGGAUAGAGUACGGAAAACAUGCGAAAAUAUGUACCUGUUGGGAUGACACAGUUAAAAUAUGUAUGGAUCCUUUUGUGCGAAGAUUUCAGCCCGAGUUAUUUAAUGAUUGGAAAAAUGGAAAAAACCUACCACCACAUCCUCUCGAUGAAUAUCUGCCAAAGGAAACAAGUCAUCAUGUUGAGAGCACACUCACGUAUCCAGAUAGUGCCAAGGAUAUAUUGGGUAUCGAGAACAAUGAGGUUAUGGCCAAAGACCCUUCUCUUUUUAAACCUUACUCUUCUGAUUCACCGCCUCCCAAAGUUGGCGAUCUGAACUCUAUUGAUCUGCGGUAUUCCUCUAAACAGUUCGAAACGGCCAAAAUCCCUUUUCAUAUCGCUACUAACCCUCGCUUGUACCCUCUGUGGUGUGGAAAUCCAGCUAAUGAACAGAUUGAACGAAAUUUCAACAUUUUCAUCGGAAGUCAUAAACCAUAUUGUGCUGUUUGCUCAUUUUUGUGGACUCCUCAGCAUGUUUCUAAGCUUUUAUCUAGUGGACAUCGAGAAGACAAACUACCUUUAUACUCGGAACCACACAUUCCCGAAGUUGCAUAUCACAGCUAUAAAUCUUCUGUACAGUUUCCUCCGACAGUUAAAAGUCGUAUACUCAGGUGUUUUCGUUGUUGCUUAACUGUACAUGCUAGAUGUUAUGGUGUUCAAGAUGAACUUGGAUUUAAAUAUGAGUCUUCAUUAGAACAAAAACAUAAUCUGAACUUUAAAAAAUCCUGGUAUUGCGAUGCUUGUAUGGCGAGUUCAAAACCCACGUGUGUAUUCUGUUAUAUGCGCGGAGGAGCUAUUAAAGCACUAGCCAACAUAAAUAAUGCAUUUACUGGACGACCUUACUGGGCACAUUUAGUUUGUGCACUAAUUACUCCAGGUUGCUAUUUUGAAGAUGUGCCUAAACGAUUGGCAUUUAUUUCUGAAGACACGAUCAAAUCAGCUAUAUCUUCAGCCAUAUUAUAUUCCAGCGAAAGUAAUAAACGUGUGAUUAAUGAAAUGCAAAAUAUUAGUUCGCCAAGUUGCUUCUCUGAGGCUGUUCCCUUCAAAUCUUCAAGUUAUUUACAGAAGAAUUUGAAAUUAGUGCGUAAGAGACCACCUAAUGUUGAUAACAAAAUUUUACGAGAAAAUUAUAAAUCACCUGAUCAGAGAAGUAAAAUAUGUCGAUUAAACAAAUCGAAUAAUCGUUUUUCACGAAAGCUACUCAUCACUACUUCCACAGUUUCAAUUGAUUUUAAUUUAAAAAAAAUAAGACCGUUCAUUCAGAAUAAUAACAAUCGGAUUUCUAGUGUACAUCAUUCUGACAAUACUAACAUACCAGUUGAAACUGGAGACAAAAUUGCAUUAUCUCUUCCUUCAAUAUGUUUUGUGUGUCAAUUACCUGGGAGAGGAUUUCUUCCAUUGGCUUCUUGCUGGUAUAAUGGUUGUUCUACACAGUUUCAUGUUACUUGUGCUCAAAUGGCUGGUAUUGUUAUUGGAACUGAUGUAUAUCCUCGGUUCUUCUAUAUCGCAUGCAGUAAACAUCCUACUAACUACGAUCACCCAAAUUUUCACGAUCACGGUUCCGUUUCCCCAGGAGAUGAAGUAAUGGUGCAAGAAACCAAUGAUCCUAUAUUUUCAUCCGCUAUCGCUAUCCGACGAGUAACUCCUCUAUACUGCCGUAUUUCGUUUCCCGAUGGAACCUUCUCAUCAGAUACACCACCAGAGUAUUUGACAAAUGUUAAUUGGUUCAAAGAUGGACCUCCAGAAAAAGGAUCAUUUAUCAAAGUUUUAUGGGAUGAUGGAAUGGAAUAUGCGGGAACGUAUGAAGGUACUACUUCUGAAAAGUGGGAAGUUCAACUGGAAUCUGGAGAGAUUAGAGUAUUUAAUCGUGAACAGUUUUAUGUACAACCAAAAACUAAAUAUUCAGAUAAUUUGGCUUUUGAUGGUUCGUCUACUGAUUAUCCAUGGGCAAUAACAGAUCUUGAAGAUUCAGUCGCUCCCUCGAAUUCAUAA